Molecule: messenger RNA, 426 nt
Organism: Apodemus sylvaticus (European woodmouse)
Lineage: Eukaryota; Metazoa; Chordata; Mammalia; Rodentia; Muridae
Gene: Guca2b
Product: guanylate cyclase activator 2B
Exons: 3
Coding region: 1-324 (107 amino acids)
Cellular component (GO): extracellular region
Molecular function (GO): guanylate cyclase activator activity
Source: RefSeq, a predicted model, not a curated record
AUGUCAGGAAGCCAACUGUGGGCUGCCGCCGUCCUGCUGCUACUCCUGCAGAGUGCACAGGGUGUCGACAUCAAGCACAAUGGCUUCCAAGUCCAGCUAGAAUCUGUGAGGAAGCUGAGUGAGCUGGAAGAGAAGCAGAUGUCCAAUCCCCAGCUGCGGAAAAGUGGCCUCCUCCCUGACGUGUGCCAUAACCCAGCCUUGCCCCUGGACCUCCAGCCUGUCUGUGCCUCCCAGGAAGCUGCCAGCACCUUCAAGGCCUUGAGGACCAUCGCCUCCACUGACGAAUGUGAGCUGUGUAUAAAUAUUGCCUGUACGGGCUGCUGAUGAAAUGACUCUGGGUAUCUUAAGCCCACUCCGGACACCUCCCCCACAGCCCAGCAAAUCCAUACGUAGGCGUCAUUGACGUAAUCGCCAUCCUCCCGGCAU